AAUGUAGAAUAAUAAGAAAUCUAAAAGAACAAAAUUGACAAAAGAACAAAUAGAUGUUUUAUAAUAAGCAUUUACAUUGUUUGAUACAGAUAAAUCAGGAUCAAUUGAUGAAUCAGAAUUAAGAAAUGCAAUGAAAGUAAAUAAUAAAGAUUUCAUUUUAUUAGGCACUUGGUUUCAAUGCAUCUAAAGAAGAAGUUUAAAAGAUGGUUGAAUAAAUAGAUAGAGAUGGAUCUGGAACUAUUGAAUUUUAAGAAUUUGUUGAAAUGAUGAAAAAGAAAAUGUUGGAAGAUAAGAAUGUUGAAGUAGAAAUAGAAAAAGCAUUUAACUAUUUUGAUGAUGAUAAUGAAGUAAUCUAAUAUUAUAUUUUAUAGGGUGCUAUUGAUUUAGAAAAAUUAAGAAGAGUUGCAGCUGAUUUAGGAGAAGAAUGUGAUGAAUAAACAUUAAAAGACAUGAUUUAUGCUGCUGAUCUUGAUUAAGAUGGUAAAGUUAGUAAAGAUGAAUUCAUGAUGGUUAUGAGGAAGAUGAAAUUAAUAUGAU
This is a messenger RNA of Paramecium pentaurelia, 537 nucleotides long. Lineage: Eukaryota; Ciliophora; Oligohymenophorea; Peniculida; Parameciidae. The record is from the annotation of a GenBank genome assembly.